Messenger RNA from Brassica napus (rape), 2002 nucleotides. RefSeq names its product RING-H2 finger protein ATL34. The coding region runs from base 142 to 1203 and encodes 353 amino acids. NCBI's taxonomy places the organism in Eukaryota, Viridiplantae, Streptophyta, Magnoliopsida, Brassicales, Brassicaceae. The record is from RefSeq and is a predicted model, not a curated record. The transcript has a single exon.
GUCAUGAUCAAACGUGAUAAGCACUUCACCCAAAUAAUAUUUUUAUGGCAUAGUGACCAUUCCUACAUUCGCACAUGGACUUCAAGAGAUGAUAAAACAGAAAUAACAUAGCAAAAAGAAAAAGGCCCUUCUCUUCGCAUCAUGAGAAACCGAAAGAGUAAAAUCCUGCCACGUUAUUAUGUUAUCUACUUAGUUUUGCUUGUUUUCCAAGUCACCGGCCAGCCGCAGCCUGGAGCCAUUGGUCCAUAUGGUCGCCAAUUAAGACCAAACCAAGUACCAGCGGUAAUCAUUGGGAUGCUUAUAUUUUCGCUCUUAUUCAGCAUGAUCGCUUGCUGCGUUUGCUAUAAAUACAGAAGCAUGUCUCCGCGUGGAACAAACUCUGAUACCGAUGAAGAAGGUCGUGGAGGAGUACCGUGGACAAGGAGGACAAGCCGUGGGGUUGAAAAGGAUGUCAUAAUGUCGUUCCCUUCCUUUCUUUACUCACAAGUUAAAGGGUUAAAGAUAGGCAAAGGUGGUGUGGAAUGUGCUAUCUGCCUUAACGAGUUUGAUGAUGGGGAAGAGCUGCGUUUGAUGCCUGGUUGCAGCCAUGCAUUUCAUGCUCCUUGCAUCGAUGUCUGGCUCUCUUCUCGCUCCACAUGUCCCGUCUGCCGCGACAAUCUCGCUCCCAAACCGGGCACUACUAUUUAUCCAUUUAUACGACCACGCACCAAUCAAGAUAUGGAUCUUGAAAUGGCAAACGCACGAAGAAGUGUAUUGGAAUCUCAAGAUGUACGUUUGUUAGAUGGAUUGACAAGGAGCAAUAACAACAGGGCAAACAGACUACCUCGACCGAGGUCUACAGGGUCAUCAAACUGGCAAAUAACUGAGAUAUUAGUCCCAAGAUCUCACUCGACGGGGCACUCUCUGAUUCCCUUACGAGAAAAUCUAGACAGAUUUACACUGCAGUUACCAGAAGAACUAAGGAGACAGUUGAGCCAGAGGACGUUACCACAAGCCAGGAGUUCAAGGCAAGGAUAUAGGAGUGGCAGCGUUGGGAGCAAGAGGAGGGGUAUUCCUCAUGGACGCGGAUAUAAUCAUCGCACCAUUUCUCUUUCUUUCUCUUUCUCGUUUCAGUCUGCCUCUCUCCAGUCAGAAAAAGGCAAGAACAAAGAGUUUGGAGAAGGGUCAUUUGAACGCCUUAGGCCAGAGAUGCCCCUAUCUUAAAUUGUUGACUAUUCAAAUUUUUAUACAGACAAGGUUGUGUUAUAGAUAAUUUGAUGUGUCGUAACUAUGAAGCAAUACAUGUAGGUCUAUGUACUGAUUAAGUCUGUGGCGAGAAACUUAGAACAGAAGAGUGCCUACUCGAUACCCUGAAUUUUACUGUGCAGUUUGUAUAUGGAUCCAGGUUCUAGUAUAAUUGUGAUUUGUGUACGAAAAAUGAUAAUCAAUCUCGACAAAUUAUGAACUAGACCUUUAUAGGCACUAUGCACAUAAUUUAUUGUUUUUAUAUAACUAAUUUAAAUUUAGACGAGAAAAUGUGUUUAAAUAACAUUUUUAGUUUUAUUAUUACAUAACUUUAGCUUUUAUAUUACAUUUAUGAAUAAAACCAAAAGAUUUAUUGUGUAUAUAAAAUAUAUUCGGCCUUUGGUUGUGUGAAGGUCUUAUGGCCUUCCGUGGUCAUGGAGAAAAUUGAGAAGGUUAUGUAUUCUUUGAAGUUAUUGGAAAGAUUCAAUACAACAUCAAGGGAAACUUGAGUUCUACGAGUUAUAUGAUAUAAGUGAUUCAGAGUAUUUGUCUAAACUAUCCUUAAUACAACAUCUCGAUAUUUACAUAUUUAGUCCAACAUCCCUCUUCGAGAUAGAGAAGAUUUCAAAUGCCCAUCUUGUACUUGAAACUUUCUAAUUCCACGCUUCCAAGUGUGCAAUGAUGUCAGCUAGUUGUGUGUGAGUCAGGACAUGACGAGUGGCUAUGAGACCGCUGAGAACCACAUCUCGUACAAAGUGACAAUUAUUUUCUAACAUGU